Symbiodinium sp. CCMP2456 is the source of this 807-nucleotide messenger RNA. The record is from the annotation of a GenBank genome assembly. NCBI's taxonomy places the organism in Eukaryota, Dinophyceae, Suessiales, Symbiodiniaceae.
GCUUCCUGGACCUCCAGCAAUAGCCAGGCUGUGGCAUUUCCUGCUGCUUUCACUAUCCACACCACGACAACCACGACGACAUCUGCCACGAUGACCACUGUCACACCAACGACGUCUGGGACAGCUACGACCACGUCCUCCACUACGGUGGCCACUGUCACCGCAACGACCACAUCAGGGAGCACGACAUCUUCGACCACAGCUGCAACUACGUCUGCAACGACCACGUCGGGAACAGCUAUACAAACCACAACCACCGCGACAUCCUCAACCACAAUCACAUUUGCGACUGCAACGACCACAUCGGGCACAGCUGACGCCUCCAUCCAAACUACGACCACCACAUCCUCGACCACAGAGACGAGUGCCUCUGCAACGACCACGUCGGGGACAGCUGGCGCUGCCACCCAAACCACGACCACCGCGAUGUCCUGGACCACAAGCACGACAACUGUAACGACCAAAACGGGGACGGCUGAUGACGCCACCCACACCACGACCACCACAACAUCCUUGACCAGGAUGUCAGCCACCAUCACGGCUGCUACUGCAACGACCACAUCGGGGACAGCUGAUCUUGUCAUCCAAAACACGACCACUACCACAUCAUCUUCGAUCACAAGGACCACGGCCACUGCAACAACCACAUCGUGGACCGCUGAUUUAGUCGUGCAAGCCACGAGCUCCACCACUGCAACUAGCUCCGUCACAGACCUGACGCGCCAAAGCUUUGCUGUUUCCUUGGCUUCGGCUCGGCGUCUGAGGUGGCUGCUGUGUGUAACCACGCUGCUGGCAGCGCGCCGCUGA